Centrocercus urophasianus (Greater sage-grouse) is the source of this 1326-nucleotide messenger RNA. Its product is annotated as palmitoyltransferase ZDHHC13-like. The coding region runs from base 453 to 1031 and encodes 192 amino acids. Gene Ontology annotation, cellular component: Golgi membrane. NCBI's taxonomy places the organism in Eukaryota, Metazoa, Chordata, Aves, Galliformes, Phasianidae. The transcript has 4 exons. Gene Ontology annotation, molecular function: palmitoyltransferase activity; protein binding. Gene Ontology annotation, biological process: protein palmitoylation. The record is from RefSeq and is a predicted model, not a curated record.
GCCGUGGGAUGGACGGCUGAUGCCGAAGGGUCUUCCCGGGUUCUGGACGCGCUCGGGAAACCCUGGUUCAUGUCAGGCCUGGGGGGACCCUGAGGUGCGCGGCUGCUUGCGGGGCGUGCUCUGCUGCUGCCGGGAGGCUUCCCGGUGCUGCGGCUCGGAGCGUGCGGGUACGGGUGGUGGUCUGUAGUGUGCCGUCGCUGCUCUGGGAAAGGUGUGCCGCUGGCAGCUGGUUUUGCACGGGGUCACUAAAUCGCCGCGUAGUUCUGUCUCAUAGAACGUAACGGUGUCAUUUCUGUCCUCCCACGUUUCCGCUCGGAGUGGAAGCUCCAAGUUUCGCUUGCGUUGGAAACCCACUUCCUUACUUACACUGGACUCGUUCGGGUUGGAGAAGACCUGAGAUCCCCGACCCGCCCGUACCGCGCCCGGUGCCCCUCGGUGCCGCAUCUCCACGGAUGCACGUGGCAAGAAGGGUGCCUUGUGAAGAGGGCGCUGUGGUGUCCAGCGUUGGCACGAUGUUUGCUGAUGGCCGUUUUGUCUCCCAGCAGUGUAAAAACCAUUGCCGUGGGCCUCAUCGACCUGACGUGCACAGCUGCCAUAGCAUCUGCAGAGAGAAGGAUGUGCCGGUGCUGCCGGCACUGCAGCCGAUCACUGAAGACCCUGGCACGUGUGAUAUUGUGAAGGCUACUCAGUAUGGAAUGCUAGAGCGGUGCAAAGAACUGGUGGAAGCAGGAUACGAUGUUCGACAAGCAGACAAAGAAAAUGUGACUCUUCUGCACUGGGCAGCAAUAAGCAACAGACAGGAGCUGGUUAAGUACUAUAUUUCCAAAGGUGCAGUAGUGGAUCAGCUAGGUGGAGACUUGAAUCAACUCCCCUUCACUGGGCCAUCAGGCUGCCAGGUUGUGGUUAUGCAUGCAUCUGUGCUUCAGGCAGACCUGCAUUUUGAACUUUUCCCAGGGCAGUGCUGGUCAGACUUGGCUUCUUGGGUCCUACCUAAUUCUCUGAUACAGACCUUCGGCUUAAAGGAAAAAUAAAAAAGUUUCUUCAUGAAAGUAUAAGAACCAGAGAUGAUUUUUCUAAAAGAGUGUCUAAGAAUUGUGAAGGUGACGCUUUCAUUAAGAUUUCAAGCUUUCUGUUAUGGCUGUAGUCUCAUAUAUUGUUACAGACAAGGACACCUACCCAUGGUCACCUUAUUGUUGAAGUGUGGAGCAGAUCCCAGCCUUAUUGAUGGGGAAGGAUUCAGUAGCAUUCAUUUGGCAGUGCUGUUUCAACAUGUGCCCAUUGUAGCUUACCUCGUGUCAAAGUGCCAGGUACGUUGCCACUGUCCCA